CUCAAAUUUCCCAGCCUCGACGAGGGAUAACGUAACAUAGUAAUGGAGCCUGAUUCAGGUUGCUAGGAGCAGCCUGGAACUGCAUCUACUAUCAUCUGCGGGCGCUGUGGUAUAGAGAAACCAGCGAGCGACUUCGUAAACAGGAGGAAGCCUUCGGGACCACUAACGCGCAACUGUCAAGGCUGUCGAGGGCAGCGAGAUACGCAGGUAGAGUCUUUAUCACCCUUUACUUAUUAUGGCAAAAUCUAACCUCCGUAAGCAUUAUCGUGCCCAAGGCGCUAUUCAGUCGCUGCGGAACGUUCUUUCAAUUCGUCCCUCACCGAGCAAACCAGCCUUAAAGCGAUCAGAUAAUAAUGCUAACCUAUCCCCACCCAGCAGACUAGUGUCUGGACCUCAGUCGCCUACAGAGCUGCGGAAGCGCACUGCCAGACAGCUGUUUCCCGCGCCGGUUUCUUUCCCGAGAGUAGACCUAGGUACGCCCGUUCUAGGCCAAUUCGAGAAGCAGUCUUCUCGUGAUCAGUCUCUACAGCUAGUGCUGGGUACGCCUAUAAUAAGCCAAGUGCGGCUAGAGCUGGGUACGCCUCUUCCAAACCUGGGGCAGUCCUUACCGCCUGAUCAGGCACCAGCGCUACCACAGGGUCCUUUUUCUACGGGUAGGCCUGAGAGACCCAAAAAAAGAAAGAAGCUACCAGAAACCCCUACGAAGGCCCAGGCAAGAGCCCAGCAAACCGUCGUCCGCCGAGAGCACCGAGCCCGACGACGUGCCGGUGAAGACGUGUCCCAGACUCCUACUACAUCCCAGCUCCAGGAAAUACUCCAACCCGCUGGCAUGUCGAGAUCGAAUACUUCUUGCCAAGUUCCUAUCCGGGACCAAAUAUUGGUUGAUGACGACCAGAUAAUAGUUAGCGACGACGAGGACCCGGCCAGUGAUAAUUAGGGAGACUUCUCUGACCCUGACCUCGACGUGGAGGACUAUUUCAAUCUCGUGUUAUCGCCAAUCCGUCCCCAAAGGAUACUCCGUCAACUUGGGAACGAGGAUAACAACGAAGACGCAGUGCCCUAUCGCGGCUGCCUUCCUCUCAGGGCCGUUGUGGUCCUCAACCCGGCACAUACGGCAGGCCAAGGAACUCACAGGGCCGACCGACUAGUCGCCGUAACAGGCGCCCAGGCAGCUCGCCGGAACGGUUGAGAUUGCGCGUUCCCUC
This is a messenger RNA of Pseudomassariella vexata, 1205 nucleotides long. RefSeq lists its product as uncharacterized. The record is from RefSeq and is a predicted model, not a curated record. NCBI's taxonomy places the organism in Eukaryota, Fungi, Ascomycota, Sordariomycetes, Amphisphaeriales, Pseudomassariaceae. The transcript has 2 exons. Bases 236 to 937 code for a protein of 233 amino acids.